This is a messenger RNA of Aureobasidium musti, 1893 nucleotides long. The record is from the annotation of a GenBank genome assembly. Lineage: Eukaryota; Fungi; Ascomycota; Dothideomycetes; Dothideales; Saccotheciaceae.
GAUCUUUAUCCGCAUUCUCAAUCUUAUCGUCGCUUGAACCAACCUCUCACAUCAUCAUCGUCGUACGCUUCAGUCGCUGCUGGCGCGGGCUCCCACUCGGCCACCGUCCGCUUCGGUGCCCUCUCACACCUUCUCCACCCUGAAGACGACNCCCCGACACGUACCAACAUGGCCUCGGCCAAAUCUCAAGACUCGUGGUCCACCAGGCCUUAUCUCUCGUCCAAAGUCCCUGACCAGGACUCCCCGCCAUCGCCCCCACUAUUCAUCCGCCCUUCAUACCUUCGCAAUUCGCGACACCUCGAGAGGCUCGAGAAACACCAUAACCUGGAACUUGCCGACUUCGAAGAACUGCGACGACAUCCUCAGACUGCCUCGUCUUCUCAGGAUCUGUCUGCGAACAUUGGCAGUGCCACCAUUCACAGAUCGAGGAAGGAUAUCAUUCAAGAUUAUAUUGCUCGCAACCCCCUUAGGAGCAGCGGCCCAAAGAAACUGCCUACAUCAUGGAGCGACAUAGACAAGUGGCCUGGACUCGAGCUCCUCAAUCGCUUACCAGGAUGGGAACCCGAGUCAUGGGCCUACCAUGGCGAUGAUGGCUUCAGCUUCUCCUGCACUGCUAGUGGCAAGCCAUAUGGUCCCAAGUUUGCCGCUUGGGACGUUGUGGGCUGUGGAGUCAACUUCGAGACAGGGAGCGCCUUCUUCACCAAGAACGGCGAAGCUUUCCAUAACGUGAGGGGUGACAAAUUAUACCCAUCUGUGGGUAUGAAANAGAACAACGAACAUCUUCGAGUAAACUUCGGUAGUGCUCCUUUCGUGUUUGAUAUUGAUUCCCUGAUUGAGGUGCGUAUUCUGCGACACCCUUUCGACCCUUUCGCUGACCAGAACCAGAACCAAAGAAAUAGAGUGAAAGCAGACAUCAACAAGACAUCGGCGGACACAUUGGAGACUGCCCGCGAUGAGACAAUGUUGGUACAAGAGCUUGUAGCGCAAUACCUUGCUCAUGACGGCUAUGUCGAAACUGCUCGAGCCUUCAACAGAGAAGUUCGAGACGAAAGAAAGCCUUUGAAUAUGGACUCUGAUGGCGUGGAGUUGUUCGAUCCUUCUCAAGAUCUUCAUGCUAUCCAGCGACAGAGAGAAAUUGACAAGGCUCUGAAAUGCAUAAGCACCUACUACCCACACGUUUUGGAGCGGGAAGAGAACAGAGAUGUCUACUUCAAGCUUCGCUGUCGGAAGUUUAUCGAGAUGAUCUGUCGAGUAAACGACCUCUCGACCGAGGAUUCAUCGCCGAUCGCACCCAAAGCAGCUGGCAAGCUACCUCAAAAACUGUCCGAGUCAAACGGCAUAACAUUUGAUCAACAGAUGGAGCUCGAUGACCAAUUACACCGAGAAUCACGAGCACCAAUCAUUCCACCAAUGCCCGUUCCCUCGCCCUUCAAUCCCGGCCUACGCUUUGGUGAUGGUGCCAAUGGCGACAGUGCGAAUGGCGAUGGCGCGAAUGGUGAUGAUGGAAGAGACGACACAAUGGAUACAGCACCCGACAACUUCCAGUUGAUGUCCUCAUCUACAGAUAGCGAGCAACUACUUGUGGACGCACUUGAGUUCGGUCAAGAGUUGAAGGCUGAGUUCAACGAUGAUCCCCGUCCUGCUGUCAGAAAAGCAUUAGAUGACACCUUUGCUCUGAUCGCCUACCAGGAUGCUCGAGAGUCUGUUGUGGGUGGGCUGAUGGAAGGCAAGGGUCGAGUAGAGAUCGCCGAAGCGGUCAACAGCNUGUCGCUCGGCAAGCCAUCGUCCGCCGCGCUAGAAAAGGUCGUGGCGCAAGCUGAAGUCCUGGUAGACAUGCUGAGUUCGGAGGGCGGAGCUGGUGCAUUUGUCAAUGUAAGAAGGGAUUGUCUACAA